AUGAGUGAGGAUCCAAUUCGUGAAUGGAUUCUUACAGAAGGAAAAGCGACUCAAAUCACAAAGAUUAGUUUUGUUGGUGGUGGAUGCAUCAAUCUUGCAAGCCAUUACCAGACCGAUGCAGCUUCUUUUUUCGUUAAGACAAACAGGAGUAUUGGACCUGAGAUGUUUGAAGGAGAAGCUCUUGGUCUUGAAGCUAUGUAUGAAACCAGAACAAUCCGUGUACCUAAGCCACACAAAGUUGGAGCGUUGCCAACAGGUGGAUCUUAUAUUAUCAUGGAGUUUAUAGAGUUUGGAGGAUCAAGAGGCCACCAGGCUGAAUUAGGAUUGAAGCUAGCUGAGAUGCAUAAAGCCGGGAAGUCUUCGAAAGGCUUUGGCUUUGAGGUUGACAACACUAUUGGCAGUACCCCGCAGAUCAAUACUUGGUCAUCGGAUUGGAUUGAGUUUUAUGGCGAGAAGAGAUUGGGUUACCAGUUAAAGUUAGCUAGGGAUCGAUACGGUGACUCUGCAAUUUACGAGAAAGGUCAUACACUGAUACAGAACAUGGCAUCUCUCUUUGAGAAUGUUGUCAUAGAACCGUGCUUGUUACAUGGAGAUCUCUGGAGCGGGAAUAUCGCAUACGACAAGAACAGCGAACCCGUCAUUCUUGAUCCUGCUUGUUACUAUGGGCAUAACGAGGCGGAUUUUGGAAUGUCGUGGUGCGCGGGAUUUGGAGAAUCUUUCUACAAUGCCUAUUUCAAGGUAAUGCCAAAACAACCAGGAUUUGAGAAGAGAAGGGAUCUGUAUUUGCUCUAUCAUUACUUGAAUCAUUAUAACCUCUUCGGCUCGGGCUAUCGUUCAUCUGCAAUGUCGAUCAUUGAUGAUUAUCUACGGAUGCUCAACGCUUAA
Arabis nemorensis is the source of this 885-nucleotide messenger RNA. NCBI's taxonomy places the organism in Eukaryota, Viridiplantae, Streptophyta, Magnoliopsida, Brassicales, Brassicaceae. The record is from the annotation of a GenBank genome assembly.